Cydia pomonella (codling moth) is the source of this 1533-nucleotide messenger RNA. RefSeq names its product tubulin alpha chain-like. Gene Ontology annotation, cellular component: microtubule; cytoplasm. Gene Ontology annotation, molecular function: structural constituent of cytoskeleton; GTP binding. NCBI's taxonomy places the organism in Eukaryota, Metazoa, Arthropoda, Insecta, Lepidoptera, Tortricidae. Gene Ontology annotation, biological process: microtubule cytoskeleton organization; mitotic cell cycle. Bases 132 to 1442 code for a protein of 436 amino acids. The record is from RefSeq and is a predicted model, not a curated record. The transcript has 5 exons.
GAUUAGAUAAGAUUGACAUAAUGACAUAUCUUUUGAUAACAUUUUAUAAUGUAAACAAAUUUAAAUAAUGUAGAAAAUACAAAAAUAUAUAUAUUACCGACCAAAUUUCAAGUGUAACAAUAAAUUAAACAAUGGGCGCUAAAGAAGUCAUCCACAUUCACAUCGGGCAAGCAGGAGUGCAGAUAGCGAAUGCAUGCUGGGAGCUGUACUGCUUAGAACAUGGCAUUAGACCUGACGGCAUGAUGGCUUAUCCUGACAACAACGACCAAGGCUUUAAUGCUUUUUUCAGUGGAACAGGAGCUGGCAAAGUUGUUCCAAGAGUGGUUAUGAUAGACUUGGAACCAACCCCUAUAGAUGAAAUUAGAACUGGCGCAUAUCGUGAAUUGUUCCAUCCAACCAGUUUGAUUACCGGCAAAGAAGAUGCUGCAAGUAAUUUUGCACGCGGAUAUUUUGGCGUAGGUAGAGAAAUGAUUGAUCUGGCUCUGAACCGGAUUCGAUUAGUAGCAGAAGACUGCCAACAUCUUCAGGGUUUUAUCAUUUUUCGAUCUUUUGGAGGGGGCACUGGAUCAGGUUUCACUGCGUUACUGCUAGAAGGCUUGGUCAAAGACUAUGGGAAGCUGUCCAAGAUCGAAUUUGCAAUAUAUCCAUCUCCUAAAAUAUCGCCUAUAAUUGUGGAGCCCUACAAUGCAGUGUUAACGACUCAUGCUUGCAUGAACACCGAGGACGUCUGCUUUAUUUUUGAUAAUGAAGCUUUAUAUGAUAUCUUGGCAAGAAAUUUAGACGUGCCGAGACCUACGUAUACGAAUUUAAAUAGACUGAUAGCUCAGGUGGUUUCAUGCAUGACGGCAUCUAUGCGAUUUGAAGGUUCUUUAAACGUCGAAUUGGUGGAGUUCCGCACAAAUCUGAUACCUUACCCUAGAAUCCAUUAUCCUUUAGUUACUUUCGCUCCUUUCGUACCAGCUUCACGCGCUUACCACGAGACUAUGUCAACAAGCCAACUCAUGAUGGCGUGCUUUGAGCCGGCCAACCAAAUGGUCAAAUGUGACCCCAGGAAUGGAAAGUACAUGGCUUGCUGUUUGCUAUUUAGGGGAGAUGUCAACCCAAAUGAUAUAAAUUCGUCUAUCAAUCAAAUAAAAAGCAUGAAGAAUAUUAGGUUUGUUUCAUGGUCACCUACAGGGUUUAAGAUUGGAUUAAACUAUCAGCCGCCAUUAACUGUGCCCGGAGGAGAUUUAGCAGCCUUACAAAGAGCAGUCGUUAUGGUGUCAAACUCUUCAGCCAUCAAAGUUGCCUGGGAGCGAAUCACCAAGAAAUUCUCGUUGAUGUACGCUAAACGAGCCUUCGUACAUCAUUAUGUCGGCGAAGGACUGGAAGAAGGAGAAUUCAAAAAUGCCCUUCAGAAUGUUAAAGCUUUGUCAAAUGAUUAUAGAGAAAUGGAAAGCUGAUUAUGAUUUGAUUUAAAAUAUUUGGAGUGGAUUGUUCUAUAUGUAUGGCGUAUGGUGGCGUUAUGUGCCGUAAAUAAACUGUUGCAAUGCA